ACUUUGUAUUUAUUAAUAGGACUAAUAAAUUCUUAUUUUGGUCGGAAAAUCGUGUAUCGAAUUUGAGUAUUAGGGCAGUAUCUAUAGUUUUUUAGUAGCUUAUUACGAAAACAAAACUUUGUUCGCGAUUGACGGGUUGACUGUUUACAUAGUCAUUAAGCUUAUCAAUGGGCACCAUCUGUCGUAAAAUAUAUUGCUAAAGGAAAACCAAGAGCAUAGUCACAAUUACGGAAAUUACAAUGGAUACCGCAGACAGGGAAACGUUCUUUACCAAAGCCCAUUCGCCAUUUCCAGAGCCCACCUUGGACGAAAAAAUCAAGGCGGAUGAAUUUUUAUCGGCCUCAAAUCACCUCGCCCAAUUUUUUGGAUUUCUUGGAACCAUCUUUACUCCCGUUCAAUCAGAUAUCUCAGGAAAUGUUAAAAAACUCGGAAAGUUUAUUGAAGAGAAUCCUGAAAAAGUGGUCUAUGUAAAUGAUAUAAUUUUGCUGGAGGCUGGUGUUACUCAGUCAAUUUCCAUUGAUGCACUUCUGUGGUUGAAACGUGCACUUGAGUUCACCAUGCUCUUCAUUGAUGGCAUUGUCUGUGAUACUAAAAAUGGCACACCUAAUGAGGAUCUGAGACCUCUUUGUCUUCAAGCUUAUGAAAAGACAUUGAAAAAGUAUCAUGGAUGGAUGGUGCAACAGAUUUUCAAUCUUGUAUCUAGAGCAUGCCCGUCGAGGCGAGAUCUCCUGGCCAGCUUAGCUCUUGGAGAGACGGACAUGGAGUCUGUCGUAGUAGCGCAAAUGGAAGAAGUACUUGUGAAUCUAAAGAAAAACGUUACCAUAAUUAAUCAGUUGUACGCACAGUACAAUUUGGACACCGAAGUCAAAGUUUAGGAUUUGUAAUGUCCAUUAACCUCAUCAUGAUAUUCCUGAAAAGUGUUUAGCUUUAACGGAAGUAAUUUGCAAUUUCGAAUGGCACCAAUCGAUUUUGAAAUAAAAUAUUUUACAUCAAA
Molecule: messenger RNA, 994 nt
Organism: Daphnia magna
Lineage: Eukaryota; Metazoa; Arthropoda; Branchiopoda; Diplostraca; Daphniidae
Product: glycolipid transfer protein
Exons: 5
Coding region: 240-875 (211 amino acids)
Biological process (GO): intermembrane lipid transfer; ceramide transport
Cellular component (GO): cytosol; cytoplasm; membrane
Molecular function (GO): ceramide 1-phosphate binding; ceramide 1-phosphate transfer activity
Source: RefSeq, a predicted model, not a curated record